Penaeus chinensis is the source of this 2190-nucleotide messenger RNA. RefSeq lists its product as uncharacterized. NCBI's taxonomy places the organism in Eukaryota, Metazoa, Arthropoda, Malacostraca, Decapoda, Penaeidae. The record is from RefSeq and is a predicted model, not a curated record. The transcript has 2 exons. Gene Ontology annotation, molecular function: nucleic acid binding; zinc ion binding. The coding region runs from base 1 to 2190 and encodes 729 amino acids.
AUGGAGACCGAGAAGCUGCAUCAGAUUGGGAGAGACAUCGGCUUAACCGGAGCUGACCUUGCCCAAUUUAUUAAGGAGGGAAUUCAGUACGAGCGGGAGAAAGAAACUGCCGCUCGAGAGGAGAGAAAGGAAGAAAGAGCAUGGAAGCAAGCAGAACUGAAGGCGCAAGAAGCAAAGGUGCAAGCAGAGGUCAGAAGAGAAGAGAUAAAGCUCCGUCAGAUGGAGCUGAAGAAGGAAUCGGUCGAAGAGAAAUCGUCGGAGAGCGAGCACAAUGUCAAGGUAAGGUAUCCUAAGUUACCGGUUUUUAAUGAGAAGGCAGAUGACAUUGAUGCAUAUCUCCAAAGAUUUGAGCGGUUUGCCACUAGUGCGGGCUGGCCGGAGGAUAUUUGGGCGAUAAGCUUAGCCUCGUUGCUCCAGGGACGAGCCCUAGAUAUCUACCAUCAACUAUCGCAGACUGAUGCAGGGAAUUACAGUGAGCUGAAAUCGGCUUUAUUAAGAGGUUUUGACUGUACUGUAGAAGGAUUCAGAGUUAAGUUUAGAAGCUGUAGAUUUUCUCGUGGUGAAACGGCCAAACAGUUAAUUGCCAGGAUGACGAAAUUGUGUGAACGGUGGAUAGAAAUGGAAAACUGUAGCGCUAGCUAUAAUUCUUUGAAAGACGUAAUGAUAAGGGAACAAUUUAUCUCUUCCUGUGAUCGUAAUUUAAAACUAUUUCUUAAGGAACGCUCACUGGCGACUUUGCAGGAUCUUGAAGAAAGUGCAGAUCGGUAUAUCGAGGCCCACGGUCAUUUUAGCCUUAGAACCCCCCAACAAGCACCUGUGUCAAGUCAAUCGUCGGCGCAGCAGUUCGGGCAGGUAAAUGAGGGCAAUGACAGGAGCUUCAGAAAGACCCAAUCUUCUACGCUUCCCCAGGUAAAAUGUUAUAUUUGUCAAAAGGGGGGACAUAAGGCGUGGGAUUGUUAUUUCAGACCAAAUGCAAAUAAAAGUAGGUCUGCAAGCACGUCAGCGACGUCCGGAGUAAUGAGGAAAGAGGCCGCUGCGGCGACAUCACAGGGAGCGCAGCGCAUCGCUGAGCCCCCGCGAGACGACGCGGCGCAAAUUGUGCAGGUCGACCCGGUGCAGAUGAUUGACGAUCACGGCUGGAUAAAGGUAAAUGAAAAGGGAUUCCGGGUGGCUUGUGGUGGAUCAGGAAAAACUGGAAAUUCGAAGUUAAUCACCAAACCGGGAGAAGUGGAAGGACACAAAGUGACGGUAAUGAGGGACAACGGCUGUACGACGGUGUUGGUGAAGAGGAGUUUGGUACCUAAUUAUAAGUUGACAGGUAAAAACUGUGUAGUUAAAAUGGCUAAUUCGGAUGUAUUUUGUUAUCCGGAAGCAGAAAUCACUGUACAGAGUCCUUUCUAUACAGGAAUAACUAAAGCUGUUUGUGUACCUAAUCCUAUAUAUGACUUAGUAAUCGGAAAUAUACCAGGCGUUAGGGCAGGAAAAGAUGGUGACGGUAAACACACAUGUGGUGUAAUGACACGUAACAGGCAGGCGCCAGAAAGGAAACCGCCACAACUUAAGGUAUUGGCAGUGUCUAACAUGUUAAAUAUGACGAUCAAGCAAGCACAGCAAGAAGACAAGACCUUAGAUGGAGUAAGAAAGUAUGCAGAGGAAAGCAAAGAAUGUUAUCGUAGAAAGAAUAAGGAAUUUUCUAAGUAUAUACUAAAGCGAGGAGUUCUUUACAGACAAGUGAAAAUUGGUAAUUUAGAGAGGGAGCAACUCCUUGUUCCAUCUCAGUGUCGCUCCGCCGUACUCGACUUGGCUCAUUCAAGCAUCAUGGGAGGUCAUCUGGCGACGGGAAAAACCAAAGAUCGAGUGAUGGAGAAGUUUUUUUGGCCCGGUAUAACAAAGGACAUUGAACGAUAUUGCAGAUCGUGUGAUGUGUGUCAGAGGACUGUUGAUAAAGGUAAAGUACGAAGGGCAAAAUUAGGGAAAAUGCCAAUAAUUGGAGAACCUUUUUCUCGUUUAGCUGUUGAUAUUGUCGGCCCAAUUGAUCCGCGAUCUUCUGACGGUUCGAGAUACAUCUUGACGGUAGUGGACUUCGCGACCAGAUACCCGGAGGCUGUGGCACUGCAGAACAUCGAUACUAUAUCCGUGGCGGAAGCUCUGAGAAGUUCCACAGGCAAGCACAAAGUUUUCGCCAUUUGA